Alternaria ethzedia is the source of this 3732-nucleotide messenger RNA. RefSeq lists its product as uncharacterized. Bases 1 to 3732 code for a protein of 1243 amino acids. The transcript is spliced from 3 exons. Gene Ontology annotation, molecular function: lipid binding. The record is from RefSeq and is a predicted model, not a curated record. Lineage: Eukaryota; Fungi; Ascomycota; Dothideomycetes; Pleosporales; Pleosporaceae.
AUGUCCGGUGUCGAGGACGUAGAGGCCCGACGUAAGAACUACCGGCGGCCACAUAACGCCCAUAACCCGAUACCUACGGUCCAGAAAUACAGGGAGGAGAAGCAAAAGAGACAAGACGAGUACGGUCAUCCAGAUGGCAGUAACGAACCGAGCACACGCGACCGGCUAGGGGACGCCGUCAACGUCUUCAGACAUGGAAGAGACGUCGAGUUGGACAACGACGGCAAUGGGCCAUACCCAGUCAGGAACAAGAACAUCGAGCAGGACGAGCCACUUGCAGACGACCACGCCGGAAAGAACACACCCGAACAGAAGGACCAGAAUCUGGCCAAAGACCAAGGCGACGAAGAUGGACUCGAGGAUACGACAGAGGACGGAUUAACAUCGUCAGAUCCCAAGCAGGCCCGGAAGGAUAUGAAGAAGUUCAAAGCCGACGGUGCAGAUCGCGAAGUCACCGAUCCCAUCACCCAUCUACCCAUCAAGAUUCACGACUAUACCGAUCGCGAGCUGAAGAGCACCGCAAAGAACCCGAGCGCUGCAGGGUCCGACCCACGUACAAUGACCGGUAAAGACGCCAUCAACAAGAGCGACGAACAUCUCGAAUACGAAGGACAAGAAUCGCAGGACGCUCAUACGGGUAUGCAAGUCUUGUUUCCACCUCCGUCGUUUGACAGGACCCGAGGUGAGAUUACAACUGUCUACAUGCAGGCUGUGACUGUUGGCGUGGGAGCAGCUGCGGUUAGCUUGAUGCUGGUCAACACAUUGUUUUGGCCGACGCGUCAUGCGACGGGCUGGGGGAGACAGGCAUGGAAGGCCGCUGAACUUAGUGUCAUGGCACUCGUCUCCACAGCUAUCAUACUCUUCAUGCGACAGUGGUCAGAAAACAAGAUCAAGAAUGUCUGGGAUGUCGAGGUUUGGCAGGCGGAGCGACAAAAGGGCCAGAGACUGGCCAAGACCCAAACUGCGGAAAGUACACAAUGGCUCAAUUCGUUGAUGGCUUCAAUAUGGCCGUUGAUCAAUCCGGAUCUAUUCGCCAGCAUUUCAGACACACUUGAGGAUGUCAUGCAAGCCUCUCUUCCGAGUAUGGUUCGCAUGGUGGCUGUCGAAGAUCUUGGCCAAGGUAGUGAGGCCCUCCGCAUCCUCGGCGUUCGAUGGCUUCCAACAGGCGGGGCUGCUAGAUCAGUGGGCUCCGAUGGAAACCUAAAGUCUCCGGAUGAGGAAAAAGGUGACCGGACUGUCGAAACAAGUGAUGACGAUGGCGACGGCCAAGACGACGAACAACAAGACGACAUGCAAGCAGAAGACGGAGACUUCGUCAACGUUGAACUUGCAUUCGCAUACAGGCCAUCCACGGGAAAGGGUAUCAAAUCGCGGGCCAAACAUGCCCAUAUACUCUUGGCGUUCUACAUGCCAGGUAACUUCAAAAUACCUGUUUGGGUCGACCUCGCGGGCAUUGUUGGUGUUAUGCGCUUCCGUCUACAGCUGUGCCCUGAUCCUCCGUUCUUCUCAAUUUGCACCAUGUCAUUCAUGGGGCAACCCAAGGUCACUCUCUCGUGCGUGCCGCUUAUAAAGAAGGGCCCGAACCUCAUGGACGUACCUUUGAUCUCCAGCUUCGUGCAGUCGUCCAUGGAUGCAGCACUGGCUGAGUAUGUCGCGCCUAAAUCUUUGACUUUAGACCUCAAGGACAUGAUGAUGGGCGACGACUUCAAAAAGGAUACUAUUACACAGGGAGUUAUCAUGGUGCGCAUCAAGUAUGCGUUUGACUUCAAACACGGCGAUACCAAGAUCGGUCCUUUUGGAGGCUCUGCAGAUCCCUACGUGAGCGUGGGAUGGGCCAAAUUCGGAAAGCCGUUGUGGUCGACGCGUGUUCUCCAGGAUAACAUGAAUCCACACUGGGAUGAGCACUGCUUCGUCUGCGUCACCUUUGACCAGCUGAAUGUAGACGAGAAACUGAGGCUACAGUUGUGGGAUUCUGACCGUUCAACUGCUGAUGACGACCUGGGACGUAUCGAGGUAGACCUCAAAGAGUUGAUGAAGAGCGACGAUACCAACGGCAAGAUGCACGAUCGCGAGGACGGUUUCAGAGCCCUCAAACGCGGGGAUGAGAUGCCGGGAAAGCUGAGCUGGAGCCUGGGUUACUUCUCGAAAACCCGGAUAACUGAUGAUCAGCUUGCUAUGCAAGAUGAGGACCCCGAUGUCAAGAAUAUUGACCAGCUGAAGAAGAAGAUGUACAAGGAGGCAGAGAGCAAACUUCGAGAGGCAAGUGAGGACCAUCGCGAUGAAGUGGAACAGCAAAAGUCCGAGGAGUUCAAAGCUCGGCAAGACCAGCUCAUCAUUGCGUCCCCGCCUUCCGAAGACUACCCGUCGGGUAUACUCAGUAUCCAGAUCCACCAAAUCACGGGCUUGGAAUUGGAGACAUUAAACAAGCAGAAAGACUCUGCAAAUGCGGAGGCAACCGACGAAGAGGAAGAAGGCGACGGCUUACCUUCUUCAUACUGCACCAUUAUCCUCAACCACAAGAAGAUCUUCAAAACACGUACCAAGCCAAAGAACUCGAAACCGUUCUUCAACGCUGGCUGCGAGCGCUUCAUCCGGGAUGUUCGCAAUACUGAAGUACACGUUGCUGUUCGGGAUGCUCGCAUACACGAAGACGACGCCUUGCUUGGAAUCGUCUACCUGCCUCUAGAAAGGGUAUUCCAAAAGCGCAGUCAGAUCAAUCACAUGUUCCCACUCGCUGGAGGAGUUGGAUAUGGUCGGGUCAGAAUCUCCAUGGUCUUCCGAAGCGUGCAAGUCGAACUACCACGAAGCAUGCUUGGUUGGGAUUACGGCACCGUGGACAUCAAUCCCCGCAUAAAGGCCCUUGACGUUCCAGAACAUCUGCAGCCUCUUCGACUCAAGGUUCGUACUCCACUGGAACGUGCAAAAUUACAUUCGCGGGGGCGUAAUGGCAAAGUUCACUCGGAGGAUGGCUCGACUAUCUGGACUACAAAGAAGGACAAAUCCAUUCGCUUACCUGUGCGGGCGCGCUACUGUGCGCCAUUGGUAUUCGAAUUCCGACAAGAUGCCACAUUCCGAGACCACACACCAGGUUUUGGUAUCCUUUGGCUUAAGGAUGUUCCCGACAACGAGGAACAGACAGUACGCAUCCCCAUCUGGAGUGGCGACUUGAAGCGCGCAGAAAACAAUGUGCUUGAAACAUAUGGCGAGAAAGUUGGCGAGAUCGAAGUAACAUUGACGUUCUGGUCCGGCCUAUCAGGAUACCACGAAAAGCUUGCAAAGGGCGACAAGCACAUCUCCAACGUUAUGGAAGUUCUCGAAGUUACCAACGACCAUGAGUGGACCGACUGGGACGAUUCGUCAGGCUCCGACAAGCCCGGCAUCAACGACAACAAAGAGACUGACAACGACAGCUCAUCCUCCGACAGCUCGGAUUCUGAGGACGACGGCGACGAUCCCGAUAAGAAGAAAUUUGUCCCAGACUUCCUUCAGGAUGGCGGUAAAAGGAUCGACUCAAAGCUGAGUACAGAUGGCACCAGCGGUCCUAUCAGUAAGAUAAAGGACUACAGGGAGAGUGCACACGCUCUGCAUCGGAAAAAUAGGGGCAUGAUGCAAUGGAAGGGCCCGAGGACUUUGGCAUGGAUGAAGCAUGUUGGUGAUCGUGGAAAGAAGAAGGUUGGAAACAUGUUCCAUCAUCAUGAGAGGGAUGGAGCGGGUGUUGAGACGGAGGCUUGA